AUGCGUGUUCUGUGUUUGUUGCUCACUUUCCUGGCUGUUGGCGGACAGUCGGAGGAGGUGUACGAUCAAUCUUCCAUCUAUUAUACCGAGCCGACUUUUAUUAACGUGAGUAACAGCAAUGGCGGCCUGUCGGAGUUGCACGGUGGUCGCAUUGUUCGCGGCCAGAGAUUAUUGGAAAGAUCGAAGAGCCCUUAUCUGGUGCGAGAGGAUUUGUUCGUGGAACGCGAGGGCGAGCUGGUGAUUGAGCCAGGGGUGGAGAUCCGGUUUGGACCCAUGGUCGGAAUCACGGUUCGUGGUAUCAUAACUGCAAAGGGUGAACCACAUGCUCCAAUCUUGUUAACCGCAGUGGAAGCGAAUAAUCAAGUUCACCCCGUUGAAUCGCCACUUUCGAUACGACUUGUCGAUGGACCAACUCCGUUCGAAGGUAGAUUAGAACUUUUGCAUCGUGGAGAUUGGAGAGCUGUCUGCACGAAUUCGCGCAAUUGGACAAGGGCUGAUCUAGAAACAGCAUGCAGAGAACUCGGUUUCCAAGGCGGACGAUGGUUGUCGUGGAUGGAUAGACAAUGGCCUGCAAAGCCACGACUGCUGUACGAGCAGCCAGGUUGCAGAGGCACGGAAAACUCGUUAACAAAUUGCGAGAAAUGGUCCGAAAGACAGCUUGGCAGUGGUGUUUGUGAUUAUCAUCCUGAUCUUGGAAUAUCGUGUCUACCGCGUCACGAUGGAGCCACGAAGGCGAUCAAACAUUGGAGAGGCAUUCGUUUCGAAGAAGCGUUGUAUGAUCGACCACUAAUCCAAGAAAAUACGCUUUACAUACGAAGAUCGAAGUCGAUUCUACGAAAUGUUGUGAUCGAGCAUGCAGGAACAGGCCGGGAAUAUAAUGUUACGGCAGCGAUCGAUAUCGAGGGUGUUCCACCGCAAAUGGAAUCGAUUUCGGUUCUCCAUGGCGCCUUUACCGGCAUUAAUGUCACCACGCCGGAUGCUCCAGUCAUAAUCAAUAACAGCACCAUUCAAAACAACAGGGGAUAUGGAAUUUAUGUGAACAGUUCGUCAGGUAUGUCGCACAUUAACGAUUGUAAUAUAUUAGAUAACGGAGCUGAUGGAAUUAAGUACGUUCAUUUCGACGAACGGCCCGAUGACAAAUUAGAUCGUACAGAGGUGUUCGAUUUGUGCACGUUUCCAACCACAGCCAGUCAAACUUUCCCUGUUAUAAUAUCCAUGGAACAGAGUAAAUACGCUCCUAACAUAAAAAGUUGCCCACAAGACAUCUUUACAAGACCUGGUCACGUGUUGACCAUGCAGGUUUUGAAAAUGAAGACUGACAGAAAUAACAGUGCUAUGAUAGAAGUAUACGAUGGCAAAGGUGAAGCGAAAAGAUUACUAGCCAGUUUGAGAGUUAAAAAUGGUACGCUGCCUCAGAGCGUCACUACAACUCGGCAAAAUUUGUUUAUAAAGUUCAUCGCUGAACCACGUACGAAUACGAUCGUUUUCGUGCGACUGUCUUCCGGUUAUAAGAAAAUAUACGAUUUAAACGUGACUGGAAGUGUUAUAGCUGGUAAUAAUGGAAGAGGAAUCGCAGUGGAGAAGCUACGAUCAGCCUUGCACGUUCAUGAAACUUCUGUAUCCAGUAAUAAACAUUUAGCUGGUGUGCAUGUGUUGGGAGGCGCUGCGGAUGUGAAUAUUACGAGUAGUCGCAUAUCUUUUAAUACGGGAGACGGCGUGAACAUUACCCUCACAGGAGGAAAUCGCAAUGUGUCUCGGACGAGUAUUUCCUCCAAUCAGGGUUAUGGUUUUGCAGUCUGGUUAAACGACAGCACGGCUACCGAAUACAUAUACUUCAAUCAGACUACCGUAGUUGAAUACUCGCAGAUAUUUCGGAACAAAGAUAUCGGUAUUCUAGUAGGCAAUGCAACUGGCAAUUCGUACGUGAACGUAACGGGUAAUUGGUUCAAUAGUAGUACUGAGACUGCUGUGCAAGUAGAAUCCAGCUGGAGACACGACAAAGGACUAUUAAAGCUUCAAAUUGGCCACAAUUCUUUCGUACAGAAUGGAAAAUUCGGGAUCAAAUUGAGUCCUGCUCUCAAUUUAAAGGCAACGAUAGAAUACAAUUACUUUAGAGAGCAGUCCAGCGGUUGUAUAUUGAUCAAGAAUCCUCUCUAUGAAGAAUUUAAUAUCCUGCCAGCGGACAUCGUUGUCAGACACAACGAAUUUUAUAAUAAUCGUGGUGCCUUUAUAGUCAGCAUUGGUCUUUCACCCUACAGCGAUGUACAAAGAUUAUUAUUUACGAGGAAUUUCUUACGCGAUAACCGUGUUCGAGAACUAUUUGAUAAUGGGAAUACCGUGAGAUCUAGAUUAAUCCCGCGUUCCAGAGUCGCGGCUGUGGUCGUUGUUUCAUCGAGCAACGUUGAAGUUUUUCGCAACAUUUUACAUAAUCCCGAAUCACGAUACGAAAUCGGUUCCCACUUGGAGGAUCAAAGCAAAAUUAUAAAUUGUACUUACAACUGGCUUGGAUUUGCUGAAGAGAAUAAGAUAUUUGAAAGAUUAUUUCAUAGAAAAGACAGAUACAAUCUGGCAAAGAUCGAAUAUUUGCCGUACUUGUUACACAGUAGCAAUCCAGGCGCCAAUACGAUCAUUUCAAACCCUACAUUCGUCCCACGGUUUGUUACACCUGGUACGAAUUUAGUUGGUGGCGAAGUCGACGGCCGUGAAUUUUUAAACUCUGGCGAAUACAUUGUCGAGAGGGAUAUUAACGUAAGACCAGGUGGAAAAUUGAUUCUCCACCCUGGGGUCACGUUACGUUUCCCACCAGCCGUAGGGAUGAUGGUCGCUGGAACGUUAGAUGCUCGUGGGAUAAGACCAAGCGAUAUUCUAUUUACUUUGAAAGAAGAACUUCUCAUGGAUUCAGAUAACGAGACUUUUAUGAACGAGGGAUUCAAAGAACUAAACGAAAUAGAAUCUGUACCUGUAAGGCUUCUUGGAGGAAAGACGAAUCUUGAAGGAAGAUUACAGGUAAAAAUAGGCGAGAAAUGGGGGACAGUUUGCAACUAUGGCUGGACGAUUCGAGACGCUGCUUUGGUUUGUCACCAAUUAGGUCUCACUUUAGAUCCUGACAAUUGGCUCAUGGAACGUUCACAAAUUCCAAACGCCGGUAUCAACGAGGACAUCAUUCUAAGUAACGUCAGGUGUACCGAGGAUGAUAAUGAUAUAUCGAAGUGCAAAGCGGAAACAGAGCAGAAUUUCGAGAAUUCUUGCACUCACGAGAACGACGUGGGCGUCAGAUGCUCGGAAGCUGCGUGGGCAGGCCUUCGAUUGGGACCAUUAGCCCUGAGAAGUGACCUCCAAUUCGUAACGAUAGAAAAAGCAGGCUUGCUUGAUUAUACAACAAAUUCUUUCAAGCCAGCUCUUCAAAUUGAUUUUGCAAGACACUCGUUGGAUAGCGUUAGAAUAAUCGACAAUUUGCAAGAUGGUUUGGGAAUUUUGUAUUCGGACAUAUACUCAGUGGAUGCUGUAAAUACCGUGAAAAAUAGCGACUUCUCGCAGAAUGGAGGCAGCGGAAUUAGUUUCAAGCAACUGGGAAUGGAAAUCAUCAACUCUCGAAUUGAAAACAAUAAAAUCGCAGGAAUAAGGCACAAUCCUGCUCUUUCUGCAGUUCAGCAAAGAGAAUUCGCAGGAUGGUUCUUACGCCUGCCAGAUUUAAUCGAUUCGUCGUAUAAUCCAAUAGUCAUACCGUAUAAUGCGAGAGACAUUGAACUGUCCAAUGAAGAAACUAAGUAUAUGAUAACUGAGAAAGUUACCAGCGAUCCCAUUCGACAACGUAUUGCCAUUAAAUGUACACCGGGAUACGUUAUCGGUAUUCAACUUCUAAAUCCCAUUGAAAACCGCAGUACAGAACAGAUUAUCCUAUACGAUUCUCAGUAUAUCGAUCGUAAUUGCGAAAGUUGGAACUUGAAACGCGAUUUGGCAAUAUUUCCUGUAACAUCGAGUUCAUACGCUGUGAUUUUAGACUACGAUAGCGGCACAAAUGCACUUGGAGGGGCUGUGAUUGUUAUCACAGCUCUUCAAGCUCCGAUACAGAAUGUACAAAGCAAAAUUGUGAAAGGUCCCAUUCCAACGUUGCUAGUAACCAAGUCUAAAAUCAGAAACAAUAAGAAAGGUAUACUGGCAUCGUUUUACAAUCGGUACCUGGAUGAAGUUGGCGAUCAUUUCCUUCGAAAAGCAAACGAGACCAUACAAUUGAUUGCUUGUGAGAUCUCCCACAACCAGGAGGAAGCUAUUUACGUACAUUCACCCUAUUGGAACAUUUACCAGACAAAUAUGUCUGAGAUAGCGAUUCACAUUAACGAUAGCUUGAUCACAGACAACGGCAAAGGAAUAUAUCAAUUCAGUCGCGAUGCGAGACACUCGAAUAAUCUUUUCCAUUGGAUAAUGCAAGACAGUACGGUCGAGAGAAACAGAAGAGGUGGCUUCGAAGUGCUUUUGCCGGACGUGUGGCAGUAUAACGAGAACUUUACCCACACGUUAUAUUUUGGUAACAACACGUGGAGAAACAACGAGCAGUUUGGCUUUGUUGUCGAUGGACACUACGCUACUUUGAAUAUCUCCCAUAAUAGAUUUGAAGGAAAUCAAUGUAAAAUUGGCUUGAUCUCCAUUCAAGGAAUGGAGAAAAAAAUGCGGAUUAAUAGCAACCAUAUCGAGAGCAAUACCGGCGUGUAUAUGGUAGAAUUCAAGGCAGAUAGCCAGUCAGAAAUUUUGGGCAACGUCGACGCACGGUUUUACAAUAACGAGGUCAAACGUAAUAACUACGAUCUAGCUGGUAUGGGACCACGUCGUACAGACGAUAGCCCUAGUUACGUUGUUGGUUUUCAUGGUAUACAGAAAGUGCAGAUUAAUAGAAAUUUAUUCGGUGAUAAUUCUCUCGAUUACGAACUACUGGCUGGAAUCAGAACAGCUAAAAUUAACAACGAAGUUGACGUUACGGAGAAUUGGUGGGGAACUGCUAAUGAUACUAAAAUCAGACAAAGUAUUUUUGAUUUUGAUGACUGGAACGAUCACGCAGUUGCCAAUUACCGACCUUUCUUAAUCAGCGAUACUUUUGAUUCUUCGGUAUCUGCAUCCUGGCAAAUCGGGCAAGAAUUAGACUUAGAUAAUUUAGGAGGACGUAUCAUAGAGAAUCUAUCUAUCCACGCUAGAGACAAGCCUUAUGUUAUAAAGUCGGAUAUUACGAUUAUGCCAGAGGCCACAUUGCACAUCUAUCCAGAUGUUGUUAUGGAAUUCGCACCCAACGUUGGGAUUCUUGUUCUUGGUACGUUGAAAGCUGUAGGUACACCUGGUCACGAGAUCAUAAUGAAACCGAUGGAACGUGAGGAUGUUAAUGACUCUGCGAAUCCAAAAUUAAGAAGAAGCGGAAAUAUAAUUUCCGUGUCAGAUGAAACUAUUCGUCUCUGUAAAGAUGGACGAUGUUCGUCCUUGUACAAUGAAGGAUUCUUGGAAUUCUUCAAUAAAACCACCCUACAGUGGAUACCUUUGUGCGACACCAGAUUUACCGAAAGAAAUGCACAAGUAGUCUGUCGACAAUUGGGCUACGACUCUCUUAAUGUCUAUGUAUCCUAUGAUCGUAGAUACGAGCUUCAUCCCGGUUCUUUAAUACGCGUUUGGUCUUGGCCCGAACCGUUGCAGUGUACUGGAAAAGAGGAGAAACUGGAAGACUGUCAAAUCAGACUAAACGGGCAAUUAUACGGACAUCGGCACGAAUGCUCGUGGGACAAUGAGUUCGUUUUCAUAAAUUGUGGGAAACGUAAUCUGAUGGACUCGUACGACUAUUGGGGUGGAAUACGAAUCGCCAAUAGCGAAUUUGAGCAUCAUUUGUACGAGCAUCGUAUUCACGACGUCGUGACUCACGAAACAGUAAGACGUGUCGAGUCGAUGUUAAAAUACAUCAAAAUCAUUGGUGCUGGUAUUUUGCACUUUGAGAAAUCAGCUGCACUGCAAACAAUUAUGAAAUCUCCGACAAUAACGCACGUGAACAUAACUCGCAGCGCUUAUCACGGUAUCAAUGUAAUAUCACCGACUCACACGGUCGAAUUAUUAUUCAACAUUAUCGAUAACGUGCUUGGAAAUGGUGUAAACGUACUCUCGAUAACAGGAGAAGGUCGUGAAGCGGAUGAAAGUUCGUUUACUCCAAUAAAAGACCUUAAUAUUCCUUAUCACCUAUUCAGUAUGAUCGAUAUUUGCGAUACCACUAAAGAGAUUACACUGGAGGAACGAGUUAUAGUUUAUUACAAAUACGAUAAUCAUCCUGUGAAUUGUGUCAAGAUCUUCCGUAGUGCUUAUAGAGCAAAACCCUUUGGAUUUAGACUCUUGCAAUUUAAUCUGUUCAACAAUACUGGAAAACCUGGUCGAACUGAUAGCAUCACUUUAUACGACGGAGACAUUUACAAUAUCACUGCCAAAAGCAUAGGCCAUUUGGAAGCUAAUAGUGUCGACGAGAAGAAAUUGUUCAGAACUCAGGGACCGAGUCUUAGUGUAAGAUUAUUUGCUAAUGGUGCAAGCAAUGUACAUGGAUUUAUUGCAGAAGUAGUUACUUUACCAAUCUCUGCUAUCGGAUUCAAUCGCGAUGUGCAACAUAAUAUUUCCUAUUCUGUGAUAACUAACUGCCGCGAAGGAGCAAUUAAAUACGCUAGUGCUGGCGAAGUGAAUGCCAUAAUGACUCUUGAACGCAAUCAAUUCACGGAUAAUUGCGAGAAACUGUACGGUAAUUUUUCAACUUGCAAGUCCGCUGUAUGGUUGGAUGUUCAAAAUACUCAAACCUUAUAUUUCAGGAAUAACGCUGUUCGACGAAACCAAGGUGGUCUUUCCAUUCGAGCUGAUUCUAGAGGCUCAGCGACCUCUUUGGAAGGAUGGAUUCACAAUAAUCUUUUCGCAGAAAAUUUCAAUAAACCUGCUCUAUAUGUGGAAGGUCGACAAAGCAGUCCAUAUCAAGAAGUUAAUAUAUUCAGAAACUAUUUUACGAAGAACAACGCUCCUUACGAUAAUAACAUUGUACUGAAACAAGUAGUUAGCAAUAUGACUCUGAAUUAUUUACAUGCUAAUCUUGGUGCACAUCUCUUGGAAGUCUCUGGAUUCGAAGGAGUUCGUUUACCUAUCUAUCAAAGCACAUCUCACAAUGGUUUCUACAAAAAUUAUGCGGUAGACCGCGAUGGCCGCAGCACAGUAGUUGCUGGUACUCCUGGUCAACAAUAUGUGGAUAACGUUUUCUUCAAUCCAGAUAAUGAUUAUGAAAUGCUUACAACGAAUAGAUCACAACAAUUAGAAAUGUGGAGAUCCCAUGUAGAUGCACGACACAAUUGGUGGGGAUACAACGAGACGCUAGCUGUUGCUGGCCGAAUUAGAGACAGAGGAGAUUCUCCAGAAUUGUUACAAGUGGACUAUCAACCUUUCUACAUGAGCAACAAAUCAGUCUUAAACGAUAAAUGUCCACCAGCUUGGGAUUUGGUGGGCGAUACAUGCUAUAUAUACAUUGGUGCUCCCAUGGAUUUCUUUAGCGCUAGAGAUUUCUGUAGAUCUGUAAACGCGUCCAUGCCAUUCAUUAUGGGCAAUUACCUAGAGCUUUGGCAUUUUCUGCGAAAGCAACAGGUUCGAUACGACUAUUCCGAUCGUGCCUGGGUGCAACAAUUAGAUCAUGUGGAUCAGUGCACAACUUUCACGUAUCAGACUAUUGAAAUUGACUACUGUGCUCAACCAAGUCCUUUCAUUUGUGAAAUUGAUCCUAAAGUAAAUAUCGAUCCACUAUCAUGGAGAAAAGACAUAGUCGCAGUGGCUGUGCUAGGAGCAGCAGGCGUAGCUCUAGCAUUAUUAACAGCUGCUAUUGCACUCUGGGUAUCUAAAUCAAAAAGAAGAAACAUUGAAAGACUGGAAAGACGAAAUUCAAUAAGACAAUCCUUGCAUUCCUUGCGAUCAGUUGGCUCUACCUCUGGUUUCGCUGAACUCUCAUACAGACGCAAACCCAUUGCGACGAAACAAUCUACAGACACUUUGAAUUCAAAGUCGCUGGACUACAGGAGAAUGUUAAACGGUGGUAGUAUAGAUUCAAUGGACAAGUCCCAAUUGAACUCGUCCAUGGAAGACAAUCAAAGCUACGACGUAUACGAAGCGCACAAUCCAAGAUAUUCUCCAAGCACCAGCGAUUUCAAAGGCGCCGUUCAAAAAUACGGCACCUCGCAGAGUGGAGACAAUCCGGUAUUUGAUUUAACAUACCGCAACGAAGGUUUCAGAAAUCAUUCCACAUUUACUUCAAGAACCACCAACGACUGGCCCAUAGAAUCUGCUACAGAAACCACCACCGAUGAAACUCCAGUUAUCGAUGGCUCUACUCACGACAGUUCUUACCUUCACAAUACUUCUACACUUCCAUUAAACUCCAGUCUUGCCUUAACCGAUUCUAUCAGCGAGUUGAAACGCGAUAUUGAAGCGUCAGCGUCUUACAGCACGAUGGAUUACGAUUCGAAACGCAGUUACGAUAAUACAACGUUCACACCGAGUCAGAUAUCAGAGCCAGUGCCGGAAUAUGCUCCAAACUUCAAUCCUCCAAUACCACCUCAUCCUUAUCAUUAUCACGAGGACAGACCCAGAAGUGACGCGUUGUUAGAAACCAAUUUGGACACGGGAGAAGAGAAGCCUCUACGUUCGAAGAGCGAAACCUUGCUAGAGACUAACUUGGACGUGUUUUUGGCGAACGAGCCAACAGAAUUGACGCAACUCUCGGCUGAAGCGCGAAGCAAAAGUCAGCCUUUAGAAACGGCAAUGUAAACCGUUGAUGAAGAGUGAAACUACUUUUGUACAACAAGUAUUGUAAAUGUAAAAAGAAGAUACUGCCAGAAGUGUGUCCACUGGUAAACUAUAAUAAUUUUUGCUACGUGGAUAUGAUGAAAAAGAAGGACUUCUAGGUGAAAAUAGUAUGAAAUUGAUUAAUAUUGUUGUUCAGCCCACCGAAUUUAAUACUUAAGCAACUCAAGAAGAAAUACGCGAAACGUUUGUAACGUUUUUGAGAAGAGAAAUGUUUUACAUCUACUAUUCUUCUUGUAACCGAGAUCUCAGUAUUCGGUUGGCUCUUAAUUUAAUAGAUGUUAACAGAAAGCGAAAAAGAACUCGUCGUACGUUUUAUUAUAUAUAAGAUGCACUUGCAUACAAUUCUAAAUUGUACCUAAUCGUGUAGUAUAUCCAUUAAUAUAUCGAGUAAAACAAAACUUUUUAUAAUACAUCGUGUACAGAGAAUGUAUGAUAUAACGAUAUGAACGAAUAAUUUGUAAUUAGAAUAAUUUUGAAGAAUCAUUUACACAUCUGUGAAACGCACAUCUAGAAUAGAAUAAUUUCCAUCAUAAUUCUGUCUGAAGAUUGUAAUGAACUGAGUAAUCAAGUAAGAAAGAUCUAAAUUGGAAAAACAUAAUAUAAGAAUGACAGAUAAACAUGUCACAAAUGUAAUGGUAUUACACUGCCAAACAUGUUAAAAAAAGUAUACUUUAUAUAAUAUUAGCACGAUGAGAAAAACUCACGUGUCGACAUUGUGAUAGAUAACUCAUGUGGGUGUAAAUUAUGUUUUUAGUCUCGUCAAGCGUACUGAUGGUUCUCAUCACUUAAGUGAAUUAUUCAUUAAGGAAUACUACAUCUAUAUAUAUAUAUAUAUAUAUAUAUAUAUACACAUACAUUUUUUAUCAGCAUGAAUAGAUAUAGUUUUCCUUAUAGAGUAGGUGAUCUCACCAGGCCUUUAUAAGAAUUUUAUUAAUCAUAUUACCGCAACAGAUUAUCCGUCCAUCCGCGUAAGAUUAUUAUAGUGACAGUGCCUUAUUAUUUGGCAUGCAAUGUAAUGUGUCAAGGCAUCAAAGGAUGUCUUUCAAUGAAUCGACUUAAGAUAUUUCGUUAUUCGUAUUUUUUUAUAUUGUUAAUUAUAAGAAAAUCGUAGAAAUUUUACGUAUAAGAUACGUAUCAGCGAAUAAUAGCUCAAGGUGUACUAUAUAAAAACGUAUUCUUCCAAAGAAGAAAGAUCGAGAAAUAUUUGAAAAAACAAAGAAAAAGCGUCGAUCGUAUAAAAUAUUUUUGACGCAACUUUUCAGGGCCUAAUUAUAUAUUCGUUUAAAUUCGGAGAUUUAUGUGUAACUUAAUGUACAUUGAAAAUUGGUCCCGAUGAAACAAAUAAAACAAAAAAUAUACAUUCAA
Frieseomelitta varia is the source of this 10206-nucleotide messenger RNA. It is a transcript of the gene bark, whose product is annotated as protein bark beetle. Lineage: Eukaryota; Metazoa; Arthropoda; Insecta; Hymenoptera; Apidae. Gene Ontology annotation, cellular component: membrane. The record is from RefSeq and is a predicted model, not a curated record. The transcript has 27 exons. The coding region runs from base 1 to 8802 and encodes 2933 amino acids.